AUGGUAAAAAUCGGAUUAAAAUUUAAAGCAUCUCUAGAAAACAUUAAAGAGCUAAAUUCAAAAGAUGAAAACUUUCGGUGGUAUCUAAAAUUUUCUUGCUCCGAAUGCUCAGAAGAAUCAGACAAAUGGAACUAUUUGUCUUUAAACGAAGUUGUUGAUAGUUAUCACCGUGUUGUUAGUCAUUUCGUAUGCAAAUGUAAAUCCUGCAAACGCGUCAACACCGUCACAAUUAUUGAAGACUCAUUGAAAGCCUACACUGCCGAGGAUGAAGGAACGUUCAAAACCAUUGCUGUAUUCGACUGUCGAGGAUUGAACCCCAUUGAUUUUAAACCUGGUGAAGGAUGGAUACCAAGGAUUAAAUAAUAAAUGUUAA
Molecule: messenger RNA, 373 nt
Organism: Cotesia congregata
Lineage: Eukaryota; Metazoa; Arthropoda; Insecta; Hymenoptera; Braconidae
Source: the annotation of a GenBank genome assembly